AUGGGCUUAUCGAAAUUCACCAAGAGGAUCAACUGGUACUUCCCUUUAUUAAUAGUAUAUGGUCAUGAUGUAGUUUUGCCACCAGAGAUUAAUCUCAAUACAUUAAGAAUCUUGAAACAAGAUGAGUUUUCAGUCGAUGAUUAUUGGAAUGCAAUGUAUGAUGAAUUGAAUGAUUUGGAUUCAGAACGUAUGUUGGCACUUGAAAAUAUGAUUCGACAAAAAGAAAGUGUUGCUCGAAAUUAUAAUCGUCGAAUAAAAGAGAAGUGUUUCAAUAUGGGUGAAUUGGUUUUAAAAUUUGUAUUGCCAAUGGAAAAGAAGUCAAGAUUUCUUGGCAAAUGGUCCCAUACUUGGGAAGCACCUUUCCAAGUGAUUGAUUUGUAUUCUAGAAAUGCAUAUCGAAUUAAAGAUAUCGAUUCUGGAAACAUGGUUAAAUCGAUAAAUGGGAAAUACUUGAAACAAUAUUGA
Molecule: messenger RNA, 465 nt
Organism: Arachis ipaensis
Lineage: Eukaryota; Viridiplantae; Streptophyta; Magnoliopsida; Fabales; Fabaceae
Source: RefSeq, a predicted model, not a curated record